This is a messenger RNA of Lathyrus sativus (Indian pea), 411 nucleotides long. Lineage: Eukaryota; Viridiplantae; Streptophyta; Magnoliopsida; Fabales; Fabaceae. The record is from the annotation of a GenBank genome assembly.
AUGUCAUCAAAUCCGGAAGAACUCUUUCUUAUCAAAAAAGAUAAACAAGAAGAGAUCAAUAUUGAUAAUGAUAAGAAAGAAACAGAAGAAACCUCGAAAACUCUAUCAUCAGCAUCAUCGUCGUCAUCAGAAGAAGAAAAGGUCCAAGAGAAAGAUGAAGAAGAAGAUGAAGAUGGUUUCAGAACUCCAACAACGUUGGACCACAAGAUUACAGUGCUCACAUGUCCACCUGCACCAAAGAAAACGAAACAAUCUCUGAAAAGAAGAGCAGUAUACUGUAACUGCAGACAGUUACCACUUGAUCUGUCAAAAGAAGUUGAAUUAUUGUUACAAACUCAGCAUAUCCCAUUUACUGAUUUACAUGGCGCCAAGAAAAUUCGAAGAGAUAAUAAUCAGAAAACUACCAAAUGA